Ilex paraguariensis (yerba mate) is the source of this 609-nucleotide messenger RNA. The record is from the annotation of a GenBank genome assembly. NCBI's taxonomy places the organism in Eukaryota, Viridiplantae, Streptophyta, Magnoliopsida, Aquifoliales, Aquifoliaceae.
AUGGAGACAAUGACUGAGUCCCUAGUCAAUGUGGAGAGUAAGGAGGCUCGGGUCUGCCAAGAGAUUUAUAAUAAGCUACAAAUGGAAGUGGUGAAGGUCAUUGUUGACACCAAGACCAAGUACUUUAAAGAAGGUUGGAAUGUUGAGCUUAAUGCGGACAGGGUCGCCCCCAAAUCCAACCUCUUCCUCCAAAAUGUAUUCAUUCCAUCGGCAAUUUCUGAUGAGGAAGAUGAAGAAGGUGGAGACCGGUUCAUGGACGUUAGAGAAAAUCCUCCUCCACUUGCCAUAAUCCAUAUCACAGACGAUAGAGACAUGGUGGAUUAUGACGAUCUAUUUGGUGAUAGGGAUGGAAAUGGUGGGUACACUGAGACGACUGAUCUGGGGCAAGGUCAGGAGGGAGGGACAAAGCUGAUAAUGACCAAGUGGUUCAGUGACCCUGGUGGGGAUUCUAAUUUCAUUUAUUCUCAUUGUAAGCUACAAGGAGGCAAAUCCCUUGGUCAUUUGAAUUCAUUUCCUUUUUUGCUCUCAUUUUCCUUCAUUGCAAACUAUGUACGAAGCUUGGCCUUGAUGGGGGCUUGUCACAUCCAAUGUUGGGCUCCUAAUGAUUGA